AUGCUCAUCCCAACACGCUCGCGACUUGCCUCGUCCCUACGCGCAUUGAAUCGGAAAUGGCGGAGUCAUGCAGAAGCAACAGGCCCUGGGCGUCAAAAAGAUCGCAUGCUGGGUCGCUUGAGUGAGACCAUUCGCCAUACCUGGUAUCUAGGAUUUACAUCUUUUGGGGGACCACCGGUUCAUUUCCAGAUCUUCCAUACGCGGUUUGUCGAGCAGGAGAAGUGGGUUGAUGAGCAGACGUACCAAGAGCUGUUUGCCAUAUGCCAGGGUCUUCCGGGGCCGGCCUCUACAAAGAUGUUAUUCUGUCUAGCGCUGCUCCACGCGGGGUUUAUCCCGGCCUUGCUUGUAUUUCUCCUCUGGUGCAUCCCCGGUGCAAUCGGAAUGUAUGCCCUCUCCCUCGGCGUGCAACGAAUUGACGAAACACUCCCCCCACCAGUCUACGCCCUUCUCUCUGGACUGAAUGCCUCAACUGUAGGCAUAAUUGCUCUUGCUGCUGUUCAAUUAGCUGAAAAGGCGAUCCGCGAUAAGAUCUCCCGGAUCUUGGUAAUCUUCGGCGCGUGCGCUGGCCUCUGCUAUAGCGCACUUUGGUACUUCCCUAUCCUCAUGGUUAUUGGCGGUCUUGCUACUGCGAUAUGGGAUGGGUGGUUGUAUCAGCAGAUUGGGAGGGCAGCAAGGGCCUGGAAGAAUAGAAACCGGCAACCUGAGCCAGAGGGCGAUGCACCCAGUCUGCGGAGCACGGAACCUACAUCUGCGAGGAACUCGGGACAGGGGACGGGGACAGAGAUGUUACGACUGAGGAAAUCUGGUACGGAGGCAUUGGCGCAAAGCCCAAGUAAUAUCCCAGCUUCAGCUUCAGGGGAGAGGGAAGAGCAACCGUCACAGGACCAUAUAAUCCGCACUCGUGUUGGGGCUGCAAUCCUUGUCUUCUUCUUCACAUCCUUCAUCGCCAUUCUCGUUUCAAGAUCCAAGCUCGCUUCACCACCGUUAGCGCUUGACCUCUUCGCGAACAUGUACCUAGCCGGUACAGUGAUCUUCGGCGGCGGCCCUGUUGUCAUCCCCAUGCUUCGGUCGUACGUUGUAGAUCCAGGCUGGGUGUCAAGUCGAGACUUCCUAAUUGGUCUCGCUAUAAUCCAAGCUUUCCCCGGCCCAAAUUUCAACUUUGCGGUUUUUCUUGGAGCACUCGCUCUCCGGACAACACCAUACCCAACUAUCCUCGGUGCAUUUCUCGGUGGACUUGGGAUCUUCUUCCCCGGAAUCACGCUUGCUGUCGCAAUCCAAUCCUUCUGGCGUGUCUUGCGGAGGCAGAAGUAUGUUAUUGAUUUCCUGCGCGGCGUGAAUGCAGCUGCUGUAGGAUUGGUAUUUACAGCGGUGUACCGGCUUUGGGAAAUUGGGUAUUUGGCUCCGUCGGAACAAGACGGGCAGAGUCUGGCUAAGGAGCCUUGGUGGGUUGUUGUUGCUGCUGUCACUUAUGCCGAGAGUGCGUGGUUUAGGGUCCCUCCUGCAGUGGCGAUUUUGGUAGGUGCCGUGCUUGGAUUGUGCUGGUAUGGUGUUGUUAAACCUGCUUGGUGA
Molecule: messenger RNA, 1569 nt
Organism: Aspergillus versicolor CBS 583.65
Lineage: Eukaryota; Fungi; Ascomycota; Eurotiomycetes; Eurotiales; Aspergillaceae
Product: chromate transporter
Exons: 4
Coding region: 1-1569 (522 amino acids)
Biological process (GO): chromate transport
Molecular function (GO): chromate transmembrane transporter activity
Source: RefSeq, a predicted model, not a curated record